AGUUACUACCAGUAGAAUUAUCAUAUUGACACAGUCCUCCUAUAUAUAUCAUCAACCUGAAUUACAAGGUUCUCUCCACCUAUAAAUACACACUCUUCUUCCUCCUGUAAAACAAAAAUAGCUCCAUCUUCCAGGGAGUAAAAUAAUUGAUACUCGAGCUCCUUCCAUGGUUACCAUCUUCACACCAUGCCUAGCUCCUCUCCAGAUCUCCGCUUCUCCUUCUCCAGGUGGUUUAAAAUAUUUGGACGCCAGAAAAGCGAGGAGGACGAUGCAAAAGACUCAACUCCAGUGGAGUGCUACGCUUGCACACAAGUAGGCCUCCCGGUAUUCCACUCCACAACUUGUGACCAAGUCCACCAGCCCCAAUGGGAAGCCUCUGCCGGCUCUUCCUUAGUCCCCAUCCGAGCCCGAGCCCCCAACCGCACCACGAAAAUUCCCCGAACCUCAGGCCCAUUCGGACCCGUCCUUGACCCCAGGAGCAAACGGGUCCAGAGAUGGAACCGCGCUUUUUUACUCGCACGUGGCAUGGCCUUAGCCGUGGAUCCUCUCUUCUUCUACUCGCUCUCGAUUGGCCGAGGCGGCUCCCCGUGCUUGUACAUGGAUGGCGGGUUAGCCGCGGUGGUGACCGUGAUCAGGACUUGCGUGGAUGCGGUGCAUCUGUUCCAUGUCUGGCUCCAGUUCCGCUUGGCCUACGUGUCCAGGGAGACUUUAGUGGUUGGCUGCGGGAAACUCGUGUGGGAUGCGCGUUCUAUUGCUGCGCAUUAUUUGCGCUCACUCAAGGGCUUCUGGUUCGAUGCUUUCGUUAUACUUCCCGUUCCACAGGCUGUGUUCUGGUUAGUGGUUCCGAAAUUGAUAAGAGAAGAGAAGAUAAAGCUGAUCAUGACAAUUCUUCUGCUUAUCUUUUUAUUUCAAUUCCUCCCCAAGGUCUACCAUAGCAUUUGCUUGAUGAGAAAAAUGCAGGAGGUCACAGGCUAUAUAUUUGGGACCAUUUGGUGGGGUUUUGCCCUUAAUCUCAUCGCGUACUUUAUUGCCUCUCAUGUGGCUGGGGGAUGCUGGUAUGUUCUUGCUAUACAGAGAGUCGCGUCUUGCCUUAGGCAACAAUGUGAGAGGAAAGCUUCAUGUGAUCUCUCCUUGUCUUGCUCCGAGGAGGUGUGUUACCAGCUUUUUAUGUCAGCUGCGGAUACACUAGACAAUCCCUGUGGUGGUAACUCAAGCAGUGUGCUCAGAAAUCCAAUAUGUUUAGAUGUUAACGGACCAUUCCAUUAUGGUAUCUAUAAGGGUGCUCUUCCGGUCAUUUCCAGUAACUCUGUGGCCGUCAAGAUUCUCUACCCCAUCUUUUGGGGUUUAAUGACCCUCAGCACAUUUGGCAAUGACCUAGAACCAACAAGUAACUGGCUAGAAGUGGUAUUUAGUAUAACAAAUGUGCUUAGUGGUUUAAUGCUCUUCACUCUGUUGAUUGGAAAUAUUCAGGUAUUCCUGCACGCGGUUAUGGCAAAGAAGAGGAAAAUGCAGAUACGAAUCAGAGACAUGGAAUGGUGGAUGAAGAGGAGACAGUUACCAUCUCAGUUGAGAAACAGAGUCAGGCACUACGAACGCCAGAAAUGGUCAGCCAUGGGAGGUCAUGAUGAAAUGGAGGUGGUUAAAGACUUGCCUGAAGGACUCAGACGUGAUAUCAAACGAUUCCUUUGCUUAGAUCUCAUUAGAAAGGUACCACUUUUUCAAAGUCUAGAUGAUCUGAUCCUCGACAACAUAUGUGACCGUGUUAAGCCCCUUGUUUUCUCCAAAAACGAAAAGAUCAUUCGGGAAGGGGACCCUGUACCUAGACUUGUGUUCAUUGUCAAGGGACGCGUGAAAAGUACCCAAAACUUAAGCAGAGGCAUAGUAGCCACGAGCAUUCUAGAGCCCGGAGGCUUCCUGGGAGAUGAACUUCUGUCGUGGUGCCUUAGACGCCCUUUCAUUGACAGACUGCCUAGUUCAUCAGCUACAUUCACUUGCCUCGAACCAACAGAAGUAUUCGAACUUGGAGCCAACAAUCUGCGAUACAUCACUGAUCAUUUCCGUUACAAAUUCAAUAAUGAGAGACUAAAGAGAACAGCAAGGUUUUAUUCAUCCAACUGGAGAACAUGGGCUGCUGUUAAUAUCCAACUGUCUUGGAGGCGUUACAUUGCCAGGACUAGGCCUACGGUGAUCAAUCCUGUUACUGAAAAUGGCGGCGAUAGGAAACUACUCAAGUAUGCUGCAGUUUUCAUGUCCCUCCGGCCACAUGAUCACCUGGAAUAAGUAGAAAAUAAAGUUACAAAUAUGGAGGACAGUAGUUAAUUUCUUAUCAGCUGAAUUGUUACUGAAUAUUCUGAUCUUGGUUCUGUCAGGUUCAUGCAAGAAUAAAGUAGCACAUGCUUUUAUUGUAUGUUACUAUGUUAUGUUAUGCAAGAUCUGUGGCAAGCAAGAUGCAGGACUCAAGUAUAUGAUGUCAAGACUCAAGAUCAAGAUUCUUACUCUUAAAUAAUUAAUUUAUUGAACUGGACAAA
Daucus carota subsp. sativus is the source of this 2528-nucleotide messenger RNA. RefSeq names its product cyclic nucleotide-gated ion channel 2. The record is from RefSeq and is a predicted model, not a curated record. NCBI's taxonomy places the organism in Eukaryota, Viridiplantae, Streptophyta, Magnoliopsida, Apiales, Apiaceae. The transcript is spliced from 8 exons. The coding region runs from base 187 to 2280 and encodes 697 amino acids.